Labrus bergylta (ballan wrasse) is the source of this 2092-nucleotide messenger RNA. RefSeq names its product claudin 8.1 (gene cldn8.1). The record is from RefSeq and is a predicted model, not a curated record. NCBI's taxonomy places the organism in Eukaryota, Metazoa, Chordata, Actinopteri, Labriformes, Labridae. Gene Ontology annotation, biological process: bicellular tight junction assembly; cell adhesion. Gene Ontology annotation, molecular function: structural molecule activity. Gene Ontology annotation, cellular component: bicellular tight junction; plasma membrane.
ACUAGGAUGCAAAACCACUCGAGGGAGGGACUCUUCUGCUUCCCUAUUAAGACACUGCAUCUGCAUAUUAUUGUACAUACGAGCCAAGGAGAAUAAGAGAAGGAAAGGAUGGCCAACGCUGCACUGGAGAUAGUUGGUCUGAUAUUGACCCUAAUUGGACUGAUUGGGACGGCAGCAAGCACUGGGAUGCCGAUGUGGCGAGUCACAGCUUUCAUAGGAGAGAACAUCAUUGUGUUUGAGACCCGAUACGAGGGUCUGUGGAUGAACUGCUUUCGGCAGGCCGACAUCAGGAUGCAGUGUAAGGUGUAUGACUCUCUCCUGGCCCUGCCCUCUGACCUACAAGCAGCAAGGGGGCUCAUGUGCUGCGCACUGGCACUGGGUGGCCUCGGUCUUCUGAUUAGUCUGGUGGGGCUGCAGUGCACAUCAUGUAUUGAAAACAACGAUAAAGCGAAGCGCCUUGUUCUCAUCAUUGCAGGAAUAAUGGUCCUAUGUGCUUGCAUCUGCGUCAUUAUCCCAGUGUCCUGGACAGGUCACGUCAUCAUCAGGGACUUCUACAACCCCUUGCUGAUUGAUGCCCAGCGCAGGGAGCUUGGGGAGGCUCUUUAUAUCGGCUGGGUGGCCUCUGCUUUCUUUUUUGUUGGAGGAUGCAUGUUUGUUUUUUGCAACCUGCAGUCUGACGAUAAGGAUUCAGAGAGGUACAUGUACUCCAGGGCCUCUGACUACAUGGCCUACACUCCCCAGCCUCCACAGCCUUUACAGCCUCAACAGCUGGUUUUCCUUCCCCAACCACAACUUCAGCCUGAGCCUCAGCCAGUGCUGUCAAGAUAUCCCUCCAACAACUACAGCUACCCUUCCAGAUAUCCCUCUGUACGCAGCGCGGUGGCUUAUCUCUGAAAGCUUUAACUGACUGAGGUCAUUAUAACCACAGGUAUGGUCACUAUGUGCAAGGACAAUUAUUUUACAUAUAGAAGUCAUUUCAAAUGGCAGAAAUUGUAUUUCGGGUAAGAAAAAUACAUUUCAAAUAAUACAUCUGUGAAAACAACUGAUUUUAAUUAUAUACAUAAAUCACGCUGUAAGAGUGAAGUCACUUUGAAAUGACUCUUUUUAUAUGUUUUUUAGGAGUACUUAGCGUCUUCUUGGACAGCACUAGUAAAAGCAUCUUGAUAUGGACCUAUAUUAUAAAUAUUGAUAAAUGAUUUCAACUACUUUUAUGUCUGUAAUUAAACUAAUUUUAUAUUUUCAAUCUUGUUUUUGUAUAUUAGGUGUGUAACCUUGUAUAUAACAUUUCAUGCAACCUGUAACCAAUGACAGAGGCAUACUUACUUAUAAAACAUGUGAAUUUGUGUUUACAGUUAAAAUUAUAUCUUUUGUUGUUUCAAUAUUUCUCCAUUUUAUCACAAAUCGCUGUGCUUGAAUUGGUAUUGAAAAUAACAUUCUCUACUACAUCAAAAAGGCAUAAAUAUGUUUGAAAAACAAACAUGUGAGUGGUACAAAUAUUUUCUUACAGGCACCUAUCAGGCUCAAACCGGUAUUAGACAAAUGAUCCACCAAGGGUAAACAAAGACAUGUGGGUUACAGGAAGAACCCUAAGGACAGUAAAUGCCAAAUUGAUGAUUGGGUGUAUGCUAAAUAAUCACACAGGUAUACAUGUAUGUUGGAAAAAUCUAAACAUUAUAUGCAUCUCAUUGUGAUUGGAAUAGAAUUAUGAGCCUGUGGUAAAGUUUGCCAUGAUGCCCUGGAGCUCUCUGGAGCGGAUGAAACUGAUCAAAUAGCUGAGCAAACAUGAGAUGCAGGUUUAAGACUGCUUGUUUUAGGGUGCGGAAACUUAACUCCAGAGCUUUGUGUUUGAGCCUAGAGACAUAGAUGACAUGACAGCAUGAUCAUGUGAUCACAUUUGCAAGCCACUUUGAAUGAUUUAAACAGAGGGCUCUAGAACCAAACAUUGUCUAUUUCAUUUCAGGGUUUAUCACAGUUCCAUUUAUGUUUGAGAAAUCAAUGAACAUUUCUGUAUCGGUUUAAUAAAGUGUAUUAACAUUUGAUAGAGUAAUGACAUUUCUAACUCUGUUUACAUUUGAAUUAUACAAUACCCUCA